AUGCUCGCAAAUCCGCAAACUUGCCAAACACAGUUUACGAGUAAGGGUAAUAAACUUUUCGGAAUUUCAGCUGCAAGAUCCAAAGUAAAGUGUCCUCGAAUAUGUCAUGAGAUCAAAGCGGUGAUUCCAAGUUUACAAGGAGACGCAUCUAGUCAGUUACCUCCGGACUUGCCAUCAUAUAUUUUUAAAGAACGCAUAGUUUACUUGGGCAUGACAUUAGUACCUUCGGUGACUGAACUUAUUCUUGCUGAAUUGUUAUAUCUUCAAUACGAAGAUAACAAUAAACCGAUCCAUUUGUACAUAAAUUCAACGGGGACAUCAAAAGAGGGUCAAAAAUAUGGGUACGAUUCCGAAGCCUUUGCAAUUUAUGAUACCAUUCAAUAUGUCAAACCUCCUGUACACACUAUUGCUAUCGGUACAGCUUGGGGUGAAGCUGCAAUGUUGCUCUCAGCUGGUAAAAAGGGGCACAGAGCCGCACUUCCAUCUGCUAGCAUAAUGAUUAAACAACCCAUAAACUCUUUUCGAGGGCAGGCCUCUGAGUUAGAAAUUCAGCGUAAUGAAACUAGAAAUACAAAGUCUCAAACGCUAAAAAUACUAUCUCUAUCUACCGGAAAAUCGAUCGAAGAAGUCGAAAAGGAUAUAAAUAGACCUAGAUAUUUCGAUCCACAAGAAGCGAAGGACUAUGGAUUGAUCGAUAAGGUGAAGAAAUAA
This is a messenger RNA of Bathycoccus prasinos, 711 nucleotides long. RefSeq names its product ATP-dependent Clp protease-like protein. Bases 1 to 711 code for a protein of 236 amino acids. Gene Ontology annotation, cellular component: endopeptidase Clp complex. Gene Ontology annotation, biological process: protein quality control for misfolded or incompletely synthesized proteins. The record is from RefSeq and is a predicted model, not a curated record. Gene Ontology annotation, molecular function: serine-type endopeptidase activity; ATP-dependent peptidase activity; ATPase binding. The transcript is spliced from 8 exons. NCBI's taxonomy places the organism in Eukaryota, Viridiplantae, Chlorophyta, Mamiellophyceae, Mamiellales, Bathycoccaceae.